AUGACGACUUUGCAAGUGCCCCAAGCUGACGUGCUCUUGUGGUCAAAGAUUACCAAUGUCUCGCCCCAGUACUAUUAUGCUGCAUUAACAUCGCUUUGGGUCGCUUUUAUUCUCGAUUCUCGAUGCGGGCUCGGCACAGUGUUUUAUCUUGCCUGCAGUCUCUCACCAUUUGUCUUCAUGCUACUGAAUAUGCUUGGCAUCUUCAUACUCAGAACGAUGGCAGUAUGGGAGCGGGAUAAAAGGUUCGUGGUAUUCAAAAUCAUCAAUAUCAUGGCUUAUUUAACCCCAAUAUUCGUCUUCUUCUUUCAAAAAUUUAUCCCGUCAAUGGAUAUAGAAGAAUGCUUGAUUCCUGGAGGUAUCGAAUUUGCAAAUACGAAGGAAAGGUCUACAGUGAUUGUCGUGUAUUGCUUGUUAGUUGUUGGCGAGUUAGGUCGGUAUUUGGAACUGGACCUCAAAUAUGAACUCAAACUAACCGCAUGCCUUUCCAUGCAUACUCUUUCAGAAAUCUUGCUGCAGCUUUGGUUCGUGCCCAAAUUAUUCUCAGAUGUAUAUUUACUUGCUAAACCGCCCAGCUUUCUCUCUUGGCAUCAUCCUGGCCUCAAUCUUCCUUCCGCUUUCGGUGAUGCACAUGAUUGCAGAGUUCGUCUAAUCUUGCUUGGAGAAAGCGAUAGUUACUCAUUCGGCAGCAGGACUCAAGUCGUCGUUCUAUCUCUCAUGGUCACGCGAAUGCAUAGGGACUUUUGGAGAUCGGAUCGUGUUUCUUGUGGCAACGAUGAAGUGGAUCUCACUCUCUCAACGUUCAUGGCAGCAACCCCAGAUGUCGUACUCUCACAAGAUACGAGUAGACAUUGUCCCAACAAUGCGUAGUACAGAUAGAUGGACGCUUGAAGGCGUCAUACUAGUUUGAUUAUGUACUGACUCACUUUGGACUACUUCGGUGUUUUGAACGCACCCAAUACAUUUUGUUGAGUAUGCAGUUCGUCCGCUGGUUCUGUGCAGCGUUGAUGUUUUUUUCUUCGAUACUCACACAU
This is a messenger RNA of Suillus discolor, 1031 nucleotides long. RefSeq lists its product as uncharacterized. The coding region runs from base 1 to 867 and encodes 288 amino acids. The record is from RefSeq and is a predicted model, not a curated record. The transcript is spliced from 10 exons. NCBI's taxonomy places the organism in Eukaryota, Fungi, Basidiomycota, Agaricomycetes, Boletales, Suillaceae.